This is a messenger RNA of Tetranychus urticae (two-spotted spider mite), 1256 nucleotides long. It is a transcript of the gene eIF3i, whose product is annotated as eukaryotic translation initiation factor 3 subunit i. The record is from RefSeq and is a predicted model, not a curated record. Gene Ontology annotation, biological process: cytoplasmic translational initiation. Gene Ontology annotation, cellular component: cytoplasm; eukaryotic translation initiation factor 3 complex, eIF3m. Gene Ontology annotation, molecular function: RNA binding; protein binding; translation initiation factor activity. Lineage: Eukaryota; Metazoa; Arthropoda; Arachnida; Trombidiformes; Tetranychidae.
AUAUCGAUAUAUCGAUACAGUUCCGUCAUGUAGUGUCAUCUAUCAGAGGAAUCACAAAUCAUCACCGGUGUUAUUAUUUUUGCCAACACGAUUUUGUUUAUUGUGUUUUAAUUAUAAAUUAAAUAAAUUAUCAGUAUUUUCUUAAUUAAUAUUCGAUACUUGGGUCAACUAAAUUUCUGUUCUUCUCCCAAUUAAUUUAUCAAAAUGAAACCUUUAGCGUUACAAGGUCAUGAAAGAGCUAUUACUCAAAUCAAGUAUAACCACGACGGGGAUCUGCUUUUCAGUUGUGCUAAAGAUGCUAAUCCCAAUGUAUGGUAUUCUGUCAAUGGUGAACGACUUGGUACAUUAGAUGGACAUGCUGGUGUGGUCUGGACAAUUGAUUGUAAUUGGGACUCAACUAAAGUUGUCACUGGUAGUGGAGACAACAGUUUAAACCUUUGGGAUUUAGAAUAUGGAAAAGUUUUAAAUAAAUUUGCUUCUAAAAACGGUAUUCGAGUUGUUGGUUUCUCUAACUCAGGAAAGCAGAUUUUUUUCACGACUGACAAAACCAUGAACCUUCCUUCACAAUUGCGAAUUAUUGACAUUAAUGAUCCAGACCAAUUCAAAGGCAAUUCAUACGUUUUCUCCAUCGCUGAUAUGGGUGUCUCAAAGCCUACAGCAGCUUUAUGGGGCCCACUAGAUGAAAGUAUCAUUACCGGUCAUGAAAAUGGUACCUUAAUUAAAUGGGAUCUGAGAACAACUAAAUCAUCACUUCAAGAAAUCCCAGAAGCUCAUCGUGGACAAAUCAAUGAUAUGCAAUACAAUAACGAUGAAACUAUGCUUAUUACUGCAAGUAAAGAUACCACGGCUAAAAUCUUCGAUACUGAAACCUUAGAACACUUAAAAACUUACCGAACUGAGCGACCAGUCAAUUCAGCCGCCAUUUCCCCUAUUCGAGACCAUGUUGUAGUAGGUGGUGGUCAAGAAGCUAUGGAAGUCACAACAACUGCUGCUCGAUCUGGUAAAUUUGAGGCUAGAUUCUUCCAUUUAAUAUUCGAAGAAGAGUUUGCUCGUGUUAAAGGUCAUUUCGGUCCUAUCAAUUCCUUAGCCUUCCAUCCUGAUGGAAAAAGCUACGCCAGUGGCGGAGAAGAUGGUUACGUUCGAGUCCAAAACUUUGAUCAAUCUUAUUUUGAAUUCCAAAUGGAUGUUUGAUUAUGCUCAUUUUUGUUAUUCAUUUGCGAUUAAAGUGUUCUAAAGAACAAAAAAUGACCAUUUUA